AUGAAGGAUAGGCACAUCGUUGGUCUGGGUAUGAUUUUAGCAACAAUACUAAGCUACAGUGGACAGUGUGUGGCAAACGCCGAGGUUUCUGUUGCCCGUAACACGACCAGUCUUAAACCGUACAGUUUCAAAAUCACCAAAUAUCUUUGCGUUGGCACGCCUUACCAGCGUACCUCAGUGAACUACUGCAAAACGGUUUUGCGACGGAACCAUCCGACCGUGCUGAACGUUUCGGUUAUCGCACCAGAAAUUUUGAACUGGAUCUGGGUGAAGGUUAAAUUGUUUUACAAGUUCUCCAGCUACCAACCAUUCCUGAUCGAUCUGGAGCAGGAAGGUUGCGAGUAUGUAAAGAACCGGCCGAUCAUUCCCUUGGCAGACUAUAUAUACCAGAUCAUGCAGAAAACGGCACCGGAACUCGCCAGUCCCUGUCCACACGGAAACAAAACGUACAGCAUUGUCUGGUGGCUGGAAGAGCGCUACACUCCAAAGUCGAUACCGGCGGGUGAUUAUAGGUUGGAUAUACAGUUUUUUGCCCAUGACAAGGUGAAACUAUUCGCGUUGGAAACUUACAUUACAGUUCGUCGAGCAGGCGUAAUCGCUUCCAUGAUAGAAUGGUAA
This is a messenger RNA of Anopheles merus, 618 nucleotides long. RefSeq lists its product as uncharacterized. Bases 1 to 618 code for a protein of 205 amino acids. The record is from RefSeq and is a predicted model, not a curated record. Lineage: Eukaryota; Metazoa; Arthropoda; Insecta; Diptera; Culicidae. The transcript has 2 exons.